This is a messenger RNA of Batrachochytrium dendrobatidis JAM81, 441 nucleotides long. RefSeq lists its product as uncharacterized. Bases 1 to 441 code for a protein of 146 amino acids. NCBI's taxonomy places the organism in Eukaryota, Fungi, Chytridiomycota, Chytridiomycetes, Rhizophydiales. The record is from RefSeq and is a predicted model, not a curated record. The transcript is spliced from 2 exons.
AUGAGUACACUGCCGCAGCAUCGACAUCAGGCAGACCUGAUAAAAAAGGAACAGCAGAGAAUAAGACGGGCUGCUCAACAGCAUCCACCACAGAGCACAAUCUCACACUCUGGCUCAACUACCUUGCGACCUAUUGGAGUGUCACCUCAAGCGAAUGCAUCGGGCUCUGAACCUACUGCACAAUCACUCGAUGGGUUGAGCAAGGCACCUCAGCUGUCCGAGAUUGCUAAGCGAUAUUCUAAAUUGCCUCGGUCGUCUCGGAUUGGACUGAGUAUAGGGCUUUUGGGGAUCUCACUACUGGGAAUCUAUCUAACGGAUCCAUCUGAAGUAGAACUUCCCAAACCUUCUACACCUACUGUUUCUACUAUAGUAAAAAAGGAUCAAUUCAUCGAGAGUCUUGAAGCCGAACUCGAGGCAGUUGAACCAAGACUAUCAAAAUAA